CUCUCUCUUUUUUUUUUCAUCACUUCUCUUCACGCAGCACCCUUUUUCCAUCUACCUGCCUUCUCUCUUUAUCUAUUUUCCGUCUCCCAGCCCUCACCGCACAAGGGUGGCACAGGACAGACACCUUUUGCACCGCAUCGUUGCUACAUCGUUUCAUUUCGGCGCAUCCGUACCCUUCUGAACACCGCCCAAAGCGGCAAUAAUAAACACAGGAGGAAAUCCUCGACAGUGCACACACCAAUUGCCAUCGAGUCUCACUCCGUAAUCGCUAAGAUGUCCAAAGUCGAAGAGCCUCCGGCGUACGGCGCUCCUCAGCAUCCGCCCGCCUCGUACCAGGGAGGCUACCCGCCCCAAGCACCCUACGGCGACCCGAACCAGAACUACCAGCAGAACCCGGGCAUGGGCUACUACCCUCAGGGCCCGCCUCCCGGUCAAUACCCUCCGGGCCAGUACCCGCCCCAGCAGCCGGGCUACUACCCUCCCCAGGGUCAAUACCAGAACCAGCAGACCGACCGCGACGGCGGCGGCGGCGGCUGCCUCACCGGUCUGUUGGCCGGUCUGGCGUGCUGCUGCUGCUUGGACUGCCUGUUCUAGACGGGCUGCCCAGGACGAAGGGAAGGGGGGCCGAGUGGGGAGAGGGUAUGCGUGAACUAUAGUGAUAGACGAUGACAACGGAUCAGCACGAGCAAGGAGGGGAGGACAUGAGGAGGUAAUAGCAACGUCGUUCAGUCAACAAGGAGAAAGAUGGGGAGGGGAUUCCUCGUCACUCUCCCCAUCACGUCCAGUCCAUCAUCGGACGGACGGAACCGCUGGCCGGGGACGACGCUAUGACGGGUGUUGGACUGGAUGCGCCUCGCCGGGGCACGCUCUCGUUCUCAUUGCCCGUAAUGAAAUCGUCGCUAGAGUGGGCGUUGCGGACUUCGCCGGAGGACAUACCGUUUCUUUGUAAUUACUAUGCCACCCACAAUUCUACAAACUCUACAGAUUCCGACGGAUAACCUGUACUCGAAUUGGACCCUGAUCCUGACA
This is a messenger RNA of Durotheca rogersii, 1029 nucleotides long. RefSeq lists its product as uncharacterized. The record is from RefSeq and is a predicted model, not a curated record. NCBI's taxonomy places the organism in Eukaryota, Fungi, Ascomycota, Sordariomycetes, Xylariales, Xylariaceae. Bases 274 to 594 code for a protein of 106 amino acids. The transcript has a single exon.